Molecule: messenger RNA, 789 nt
Organism: Acanthosepion pharaonis
Lineage: Eukaryota; Metazoa; Mollusca; Cephalopoda; Sepiida; Sepiidae
Source: the annotation of a GenBank genome assembly
AUGUUUCCAAUUUCUUCCUUAUUCUAUCUAUCUAUCUAUCUAUCUAUCUAUCUAUCUAUCUAUUUCUCUCUCUCCCUCUCUCUCUCUCUCUCUCUCUCCUCUUCCUCUCUAUCUCUCUAUCUCCCAGCCCUUAUUGCUCUCCCAUUCCCAUCUUUUUACUUCCCAGCUUCUAUUCAUAUCUCCCAUUUUCUCUUUAUCUUUUUUACUUCCUGCCUCAAUCUCUCUUUUUCUCCAUAUAUUUUCACCUCCCAGACUCUAAUUUUCUCUCUCUCUCUCUCUCUUACCUUCCAGCCUCUAAUUUUCUCUCUCUUUUUCUCCUUAUCUUUUUACUUCUCAGCCUCUUUUUCACUUUUUUACUCCCAGCCUCUUUCUCUGUUUUUCUUCAUGUUUUUACCUCCUAACACUUAUCUCUUUCUCAUGUUUUUACUUCCCAGCCUUUACCCAUAUCUUUCUCAUUUUCUCCAUAUCUUUUUAUUCCCAGCCUCAAGCUGUCUCUCUCUUUUUCUGAUUAUAUUUUUACUUCAUAUCAUCUCUAUCUCUUGUUUUCUGCAUUUUAUCUCCAAGCCCCUAAUUUUCCCUUUCUCUCCUUAUUUUUUUUACUUCCCAGCCUCUACUAACCCUCUGUCUUUUUCUCAUUAUCUUUUCAUUUCCUUACCUCUAACUUUCUCUGUUUUUUUCUGCUUAUCUUUUUACCUUUCUGCCUCUUUCUCUUUUUCUCUCUCACUCCCAUUUAAUCUCCUAAUACCUUUCUAUCUUUUUUACUUUAAUCACUGUAAUUUCAAUUCUUAG